AUGAAUGAGUCGAAUAACAAAGGAAGAACCCGACGACGUAGAAGUAACAACAACGGAAGCAACAGUGAGGAUAGCGAAGAGAAUAACUUCAUCGUGAAUGACGAUGGUAUGUUCAUCGACGAUAAUGAGUCGUUAGAGGAUGAAUGUACAACUCCAAAGGAUGAUGAAGAUAGUGUAAACUCCAGAAGAAAGAGAACAGAUAGAUUAAAUAAAAAGGAAAAUAAAAAUAUGGCUAGCGAGAGAGGAGAGUCCAACAAUGGUAGCGGUAGCUUGCGCCGCAGCGUCAACAAUCCGCAUGGGCAACAACAGGCCCACGAGCAGUACAGUAGUAGACACCCUGAAGGCAGCAAUUCCAGCAUACUCAUAAAUGGCGCUCCGUCGGAGGGCGCAAUGCUGGAUAGCAGCCUCCAAAAUAGCAACAUGCCCAAUGGCACAACGCAGGGCAUCACAAACAACAUCAGAAACGGGCUCUUCGUUUUCAACGGAGACAACAUCCUUGGUGGCAAUGACGGCACCGGGAACAGUGGUACGCUCGGCGUGAACCAAGAUCCACUGGACGGCGUAGCCGCAAGUGUAGCGUUAAAUGUGGGCGCAAACGCAAUCUCCAACAUAGCGGCCAACGUGCACGAGUGUGAAGGAAUAAAGAACGAUCCCUUGAGCCACAUCCACGGGGGCGAAAGGGACAACGUGUUCGUGAACGGAUCGAGCAACUACUUCGUUCAAAACGGAGUGCACGCCGAAAGUAAUCACGCAGACGAAGUGAGGGAUGCGUGGGAUGACCCGAUGGAGGAGCAACAGCAUCAGGAGGAUGAAGAAGAACAACAACAAGAACAACAGUCGAACCAGUAUGAAGAACUAAGCCGAGAAAAUCAGGCCAACGCACUGAUGCAAGGAGUUGAGUUGAGCGAAGUCAGGGCAAGAGAAAAUAUUAAAAAGAAGGACGACGAAGUGGAAAGGAAUAUGUUGCACAUGGUGGAGAACGGUCCGAUAAAUGACGAAUUAGUAGUAGCAUCAAUCCUCAACCAUGAGAAUGAGCUCGAGUCUGAAUCCCAUGUUAAUACAUUAAGUGGUGCAGUAGGAAGAAUAUCUACAGGAGAUUCUUCCAUCCCUGGGGUAGGAGCACAAGGGUCACCAGUAGCUCUUCCCACAGGAGGACUAACAGUCGAAAGUUUCAUACAGUGUUUGAAAAGAGAACUCACCUGUCCAAUAUGUUUGGAUUAUUUCUACCUACCCGUAACGAUGAACUGUGGACACACCUUUUGCCGAUACUGCAUAGGGCAUAACAAACUGAAUGGUAAAAAUUGCCCCCUCUGUAGACAAGCUUUAGGACACACAGUAUGCAUCAAUACCAUUAUAUCAAACUUAGUACGCAUAUAUAAUCUGAGAAGAAAAUCCAUUAAGGUAUACAAAUCUAUCGAAAUAGUGAACACAGUGGAUGAAAUAUGGUGGAACGAAAAUUUCAUUAAACCCCAAGUUAGUGUUCCUUUAUUUUUACGUAUAUUUCUCAACGAUAUGAUUUCUGUGCCUGUCUUUUUUGACGACCUGACUGCCUGUAUUGUCGACUUUUUCACGGUCAAUAAUCUGUGGUCCAAGGCCAAGUGGGUAUUCAACAUAAAUGACUGUAAAAUAUUCAGUGAGCUCAUCGGCUACGAUAAGGACAAUAAGGAAGUCACGAACGACAGGUUACAUGCAUGGGUGGAAAACUAUAUAACGCAGAACCCAUCCAUGUGUAUUAGAAAAGAUGAGAAGAUUAUUUUAAAAAUUAUUCAGGAUAGAACCCAUAAAAUUGAUAGCCAAUUUUUCGAUUCCUCUGCAUUGCCGAAUAGAUUGCCGUGGGAUGGAGGGAGACAUGUUAAGAGCUUAAUCCAUAUGCCCCAUUCGUCCGUCUCGUUGUCUCACCUCAUAUUUGUAAAGGCAGAAAACAACAACCUUGGUGUAGUCGAUUGUGGGUCCACUAUUGGCACCAUGAUCAAGGUUAACAAUAACCACGUACUGAAAGAAGGGGAUAUUAUCCAUAUAGGAGACCGACUUGAAGUUACCGUCUCUAUUGAUAAGAACACCGCAGGUAUGCCUUACAAAGGAUACGUGUGGGAUAAGAAGUCUAAUAAAGUGCUCGACAGACACGAGUUAAACGAGCUCAUGAAGGAGAAGGGGAAGGAAGGAGCGGAAGAAGCAGCAGGAACAGCAGGAACAGCAGGAACAGCAGGAACAGCAGGACCAGCACUUGAUAAGGAGAAUGAAGAUGACGCUGAACAGAGAGACGAAGCGGCACCUGAAUCGAGAGUCGACCCGUCUGCGGAACGUCUCCAAGAAGGAAUCUCUGAACAGGCCGCAGAGCGAGGGGCCGAUGCACAGGACUCCGCCAACAACAUGGGCGAAGAUGACCUGCCUUCAUAUUGUGAAAACAUUGAAUCAAACUUACUAAUUAAAUUCGACUUUGGUACCGUAAAAGAUGAAGUCACUUUAAAAACAGAGUAUAUCGACCCCAAGGGAGUAGUCCUAGGAAGAGGUCCCUAUGCACAGUCCAGUUAUAAAAAACUGUCUGUUACAAAUUCGAAUGGUUAUGUAUCUAGGGAGCAUUGCUUAAUAUACUAUGAUGGAACUAAGCCCGUUGGAGAAAGGUGGCUUUUGAGAGAUACUAGUACCUUGGGAACGUUCUUAAAAAUCCCUCCCUUUUCUGAACCCGUCCCUUUACCGGUGGGUUCUAUUUUUAAAGCCGGCCAAUGUAAAAUUGAAGUUUGUUCUCGUGACAGUGCGCAAUUUUCACAACACCCUGCCAGGUCCAUUUCGCUACUCAACUCGAAUAACCGACCGAACAUGGGCCCACCCAACCCGGACGAUAAUAGAAACAACGACAAUGGAAAUGGGAACCCGAGCAGUCAGAACAAUUCUGGUGGAGGCCAAGGAAGUGGAAGUGGCGCAAGCGGCGGUGCAGGAAGUGGAAGCGGUAGUGGUGAAGGCAAUGAAAGAGCAAAUGGCAGACAAAGCCGUGGAGGCAACCAUCACAACAGUGGAAGAAACAACUACCGUAAUAAUCAGGCAAACCUUGGAGGCACGAAUCACAACCUCAUGUUUGCUAGAUGCGAAGGAAGAAUACAGCCUAGUAGUAAUAACAUCAGUAGUGUAGAGAGCUUGCGAAGAUACAACUAUCGGGAGCAGUACCACCAGCAGCACCACCACAACCACCCCUUUGAUGAAAAUAAUGGAGGAGGCGCUUAUUGGAUAUUUAAUGGAAGUGCUCUGCAGAAUUAUCGAAGGAGUCCAAGGUCCUAUCAUAUCCCCAACAGUGGUAACUUUGUUAAUUUGGCUAACCGAAUAACAAUGACAGGGAACAAUCCUCAUUCUAGUGGCGGCAGUAACGGAGCGUGCUUGAAUACACAGGGUGCGCACCAACAACAACACCACAACCACAACCAUAACCACUAUCAGCAGCAGAAUAAUCCCCUUCACCAAUUCCACCAACACCAGCAGUACCAGCAGCAACACCACCACCACAAUCGGGACACGUACUUCUACAACUACCUCCAACAUAGAGUUAACCACCAGGGGAAUGCUGAACGUAUAACUAACGGAAACGACGUUAAUGAAAACAGCGACCAUGAAAAUGGGAACAACGGCUUCCCCAAUGAGCGCAUCAAUAACGCCAGGAAUAAUGACCAUGCGAAUGGGACACCUGGUGCUGGCGGUAGUCAAAACACAAGUCAUCACAGCAGUGGAAGUAGUACCACCAAUCGUUAUAACGGGCAUAUGUGUCUAAAUCACGGGGGGCAGGAAAACCGCGAUGGCUCCAACCGGGCCAAUCGACCGCAUCGACCUUAUCACGGAAAUAAUCCCCUCAACGAGAUGAUUAGCGUUAACGCUGAAAGAAGUCGAAUGAACAGAAGAGGCUAUUACAAUGCGCCUUUAGGAAGAAGAAGCCUCUUAGAUGUGAAGUACGAAGAAGUUUUCUCUCCAAGGCAGUUUCCCCACGCAAGCCACAAUGGAAGUUUGUAUGUGCAUGGCGUAGGGAGAAUGAACCCCGUAGUAUGCAGUGCCCCCAUCGUAGGAGCAAACACCUUCCGCAACAACAUCUUUAAGUCGUGCCAGAGUGUUCACAUGCAUCAUGUGGAAGACAGUCCCAAUCACUGUCACCAUAGUAGUUUAGAUCAGAGUCACGAAGUGAAAGUAAGAAGGGAUGAGGAAGCAACUACAAAGGAAGGCGAGCAGAGCUACCAAAAUGGUGACUCAAGUAAUGAUGCACAAUGUGUAAGCAUGGGUGUAGUAAACAAUACACAAAGGAGUGAUCCAAUCGUUCUGAAUGAAAACCUUCGCAGUGCUUCCAAUUGUGAGAGGAAGGUGAGCAUGAGCCCGCAGAAAAAGAGCAACAAGGGAAGCAACGAUGUAGUAGACGCUCGCAGUGGUAUGGUUUAUUGGAGCCCCGUAAGCGAAGCCUGUUGGAACGUCGUAAAUGAAAGGGAUUUUCUCACCAACAAUGUUUCGAGCGAUGUGGCCUGUAGUGCAUGUGGGAGGAGGGAGAAUUACUGGAAGCCGGAGAGCGCCUACAAGAAGAGGCACCUCGCGGAAACGUUUAUGUACCAUAGCCUGUCCACCGUGGAAGAGGAAGAAGAGGAUGAAAUGGGAAAUAGUCCUAACGAGGGGGAAAAUAUGAACCAGUCUGCCCAGAUGAACGAACAGGGAGAGUCGGACAGCCAAGAUGAAGAGGACCAUUGCGGUGGAAGAUGCGAUGCCAGUUUCGAUGCCCCCUGCGAGGACGACGUGAGCACGAAGAACAUCAACACCGCUGCAGCACAGACAGGCUUAUUUAACGAAGUAGAGCCCCUCAACUUCAUUUACGACUACAUCCACGGUUUAGGGACAAACGAGAUGGAUAACUCCAGCAUCAACCAAAGACUCAUGUGGGAAGAAAAUGAAGAAAUAAUGAACCUCCUAAAUAGCUCUAACGUGAAAACGAAAAAAAUUAGCUCCCUGAGCAUAUUCCCCAUGGUGCAUCUGUCACACUACAACUCUGAGUAUAGACAAACAGAUGAGCAGCACCUCGACGAAAAAGAAAUCACGAAAAGAGUGUUAUACACUGAACGCGACAAUUUUUGUGAACAUAAUGGGAUUCUGUCUUCGAUAAAGAUGAGUAACUGA
Messenger RNA from Plasmodium coatneyi, 5133 nucleotides. RefSeq lists its product as uncharacterized. The coding region runs from base 1 to 5133 and encodes 1710 amino acids. NCBI's taxonomy places the organism in Eukaryota, Apicomplexa, Aconoidasida, Haemosporida, Plasmodiidae. The record is from RefSeq and is a predicted model, not a curated record. The transcript has a single exon. Gene Ontology annotation, molecular function: protein binding.